Messenger RNA from Physcomitrium patens, 2212 nucleotides. Its product is annotated as mitochondrial import inner membrane translocase subunit TIM44-2. Gene Ontology annotation, molecular function: protein-folding chaperone binding. The record is from RefSeq and is a predicted model, not a curated record. Gene Ontology annotation, cellular component: mitochondrial inner membrane. Lineage: Eukaryota; Viridiplantae; Streptophyta; Bryopsida; Funariales; Funariaceae. Gene Ontology annotation, biological process: protein import into mitochondrial matrix.
GGUCCAGCAGGGACUGUAGUUGCACUGGAGCCCGAUCACAUAAUGGGAGGGACAAGGUUUUGGUGAUUAGGGUUAGGGUUUGGUGUUUUUCUUUAUUCUUUUUUCCUCACAUUGAGGUCUUCACAAUCCUUGCCAAAAUCAAUUCCUCUACAGCUUUGUAUGGUUAGCGACCUUUGUGCGUUGUGAGGAAUUGUGGGUUGGGAUUGGGUGCAACAGCUGCCAUGGCGCUGCGGCAGUUGUCCCAAAGGACGGGGAAGGCUUUGAAUGGUAGAGGAGCCGCGGCUACCAUCUUGACGAGGAAACUGUUGUUAUUGCAUGGGAAUGGGCUCCCUUCGACUUCCUCCUCCUUGGUGUCGCCUGGUGUUGGGAGAAGCCUGACCGGGCAACAUGUCAUUGACAGGAUUAGAGUGCUGCCUCAAUUUUAUGAGCUGGUGCCCUCUGCGUCAUCGUCGCCUAUGUUGGACGUUUUACAUUUUUCAAGUAGAGCGGGAGAGUCUGAGAAGCAGCCAUCGCAGAGUUCCAAUGAAACCUCGUCUUCCUCUUCCUCCAGUAUUCCAACUUCGAGGGUUUUAUUGAAGAAAGUUAGUGAUUCAGUUCGGAAUGCUGCGUCAUCUGCAGGAAAUGUCGUUCACAAGAUGAAAGAAGCCAAGUUAGUGGAUUCUGUGAGGACAGGGUACAAUUUUCUGAAAGAGGAGAUGACCAGUACCACCCCACGGAGGAAACCUAAUACUUCUGCCUCAGAGGAUGCUCGUGUGCGUGAAGCUCCUCCUGAGAAUACCACUGUUAACGCUAUAGUUCCGGUUGUUAAAAAGACUACUGGGUGGGAGAAGAGAUGGGAGACUCUGAAAGAGAAGGCAAGAUCACACCCAGCCUUCAAGCGAAUCAAGACUGUCACCGACCAUCCGGUGGUCACCAAGGGUCAAGAAUUGGCCGAGGACAUUCGGGAAAGAUGGGAGACCAGCGACAGUCCUGUAGUUCACAGAAUUCAAGAUUUAAAUGAAUCCAUUUUUGGUGAAACAGCGACUGCUGUAGCUAUGCGCGAGAUCCGUCGUCAUGACCCAUCAUUUACGUUUUCAGAUUUUCUUGCUGAAGUUCAAGAAGAGAUACGACCUACACUUCGAGCUUAUCUUAAGGGUGAUUUUGCCACUUUGAGAAAGAAGUGUAGUAGGGAGGUGGUAGAGCGAUGUCAAGCAGAGAGAAGGGCAUUAGAGAGUCAAGGAAUCUUCUUGGAUAAUGAGAUUUUACAUAUUUCUGAUGUUGAGAUAAAGGAGACCAAGUUGUUGGGAAACGCACCUAUUAUUAUAAUCAAUUUUCAAACUCAGCAAAUUCAUUGCGCUCGGAACAAGGAUGGAAAUAUAAUUGAGGGAGCUAGGGAUGACAUUCACACUGUGUUUUAUGCUUGGGCCAUGCAACAAGAGAGUCCGGAGGAGACGAAUCGUGGAGAAUUUCAUACGCGGUGGAAACUAAGAGAGAUGCAGCAAGCUGGCAUGCAGGCUCUCAUUUAAUUGAUAGGUCAUAGAAGUACCCCUUGCUGAGUUUAAAGGUUCGCUGUUUGGGCUUUUAUCAAACCCCUUGACAACAAAUUCGUUUCUAUGUUGAGGCACGCAACCACAAACUGCUACUAGGGAGGCGAGUGCAAAAUGUGUUUUAGCCCACAAUAAGUGGUUGGGACAUUGCUACUUGAGGUUUCUUUAGCGUACCCACAUUUGGGAAGUUCUUGCUCUCUUUCUCUCUCCCUGUCUUGAAGAGCUACAAAAAGCUUUCUCGCAGCAGACAACCAUCUGAUAUGAAGCGCCGUGCAAUUUAGCGGUCAAGGAUUGGCAAUGUUUUCCUGUGCUGCUGUAGCUGAAACGCGGAAUUACUGGAGUUUCCAGCAUAGUGAAGGCGUUCGAAUGUCACACUUCUCAUGCUGGAGGUUGCACCCCAUUUGAUUGGUUCUUUAGCUACUCUUACCAAUCCAGUUUUAAGAGAUUUUUUUUUUCUUUUUUUCUUUACUUCAUAUAGAGCAGUCCCUUCUGGUAGACGAACCCCUAAAGGGGUUUUACUAAUUCUUAAACGGUCUUGAUAGGUACACUCAGGACUCGGAAUGUCUUCCCGACAUUACAUUCAAUUCGUAGUAGUAACUGGAAGUUGAAGCAUUGUAAAUGGACAGAUUGCAAAAUCGCAGAGCUUGUUCACUUGUGGGUAUCUGACGACCAAUUGAGUUCGUUGA